CACGGAUUCUAGGGAGGACUAAAAGAAAGCUCUGGAAGUCGUCUCUCCUGUACUGAACGUUCUGUGGGGUGUUAGAAAAAUAGGAAGUGACGUCGUGGCCCAGACCAGCCCGGCCUCAGGGGCGGCGGGGAGCUGGUGUCCGCCCCUAGGAAGGCCUGGGCGGGGCUGUGCAGCCUCGGGGGUCGAGCGGGCCUCUCCUGUCCCUCCCCGACCCGCCCGCAGCAAGUGAGCCGGGGACAGAACGGACUUCCCGCUUCACACUUCGGGACACCUGUCGCCUAUUUUUUUAAAAUAUCCCAAUUCCAAGAAUACACUAGAUAACAUUUUUUUUAAAAUGAAGAAGAAAUCAUGAAGAAUUGUUUUAAUUAUUGAAACCAUUAUUGAGACCAUGGCUACAUCAGCAAAUCUGGACAUUGGGGCCCAGCUGAUUGUGGAAGAGUGUUCAAGCAGCUAUAGUCUUUCUAGCGUGCCAGACAUCAAAAUAGAACAUCCACUGGACCCAAACUCAGAAGAAGGAUCAGCUCAGGGAGUUGCUAUGGGAAUGAAAUUCAUAUUGCCUAACCGAUUUGAUAUGAACGUGUGUUCUCGAUUUGUGAAGUCCUUAAAUGAAGAGGAUAGUAAAAAUAUUCAAGAUCAAGUUAACUCUGAUCUGGAGGUGGCAUCUGUCUUAUUUAAAGCUGAAUGCAAUAUCCAUACAUCGCCUUCUCCUGGAAUUCAAGUAAGGCAUGUCUACACCCCCUCUACAACAAAACACUUUUCACCCAUAAAACAAUCAACUACCUUAACCAACAAACACAGAGGAAAUGAGGUCUCUACCACACCUCUGUUAGCAAAUUCUCUGUCUGUUCACCAGUUGGCAGCUCAGGGAGAGAUGCUCUACCUGGCUACUCGUAUUGAGCAAGAAAAUGUUAUCAAUCACACGGAUGAAGAAGGAUUUACUCCCCUGAUGUGGGCUGCGGCACACGGGCAAAUAGCUGUGGUAGAGUUUCUACUUCAGAAUGGUGCGGAUCCCCAACUUUUAGGAAAAGGUCGAGAAAGUGCCCUGUCAUUGGCCUGUAGCAAGGGCUACACGGAUAUUGUCAAAAUGCUGCUUGACUGUGGAGUUGAUGUGAAUGAGUAUGACUGGAAUGGAGGGACACCUUUGCUUUAUGCUGUACAUGGGAAUCAUGUGAAGUGUGUAAAGAUGCUGUUAGAAAACGGAGCUGACCCAACAAUUGAAACUGACUCUGGGUAUAAUUCUAUGGAUUUAGCUGUAGCUCUGGGCUAUAGAAGUGUCCAACAGGUUAUAGAGUCACAUUUGCUGAAGCUGCUUCAGAAUAUCAAGGAGUGAUGCAGCCUCAAAUAUGUUGUCUGCCCCUCUGUUUACUUCUUGGUCCUUAUAAAUGACGGUUUUAUUUACUUGUAAACUGUUACCUCAGUUGCAAUAUUUUCUGAUUUUUAGUAAGUUUUAAUAAAUAUUCCUCUGAAUAAGUCCCUGGUUUAUAAUAAAAUUAAUGUUGAUGCUUUUUAUAAAUGUGUUUUAAUGUGUAUUUAAAAUUAUAUAUUAAUGUUUUAUGGCGUGUACAUUUUUAUGGUUGUUUGUAUUAAGUGCUAUAAUUUGACACUUUUAGAAAUUCCACCCUGUUUAUCUUCACUCAUGUAUUAACUCAUUGACUUUACAUAGGGCUUGCUGUAAGUCUGUGAGGAAAAAUAUUCUUGUUGAAUUAAAAAGUACACAAUGUAACUGUUUACAAAAUGAUGUUAUAAAUAAAGUACUUUUUCAGCCCA
Molecule: messenger RNA, 1767 nt
Organism: Nannospalax galili (Upper Galilee mountains blind mole rat)
Lineage: Eukaryota; Metazoa; Chordata; Mammalia; Rodentia; Spalacidae
Gene: Ankra2
Product: ankyrin repeat family A member 2
Exons: 9
Coding region: 389-1330 (313 amino acids)
Biological process (GO): regulation of gene expression
Cellular component (GO): nucleus
Molecular function (GO): protein binding
Source: RefSeq, a predicted model, not a curated record